Dictyostelium discoideum AX4 is the source of this 600-nucleotide messenger RNA. RefSeq lists its product as hypothetical. The record is from RefSeq and is a predicted model, not a curated record. Gene Ontology annotation, molecular function: structural constituent of ribosome. The transcript is spliced from 2 exons. Lineage: Eukaryota; Evosea; Eumycetozoa; Dictyosteliales; Dictyosteliaceae. Gene Ontology annotation, cellular component: ribosome; mitochondrion; mitochondrial ribosome. Gene Ontology annotation, biological process: translation. The coding region runs from base 1 to 600 and encodes 199 amino acids.
AUGAAUAAUAUGAUAAGAAGUAGUAUUUCAAAUAUUAUUAAAGGUGCUACAUAUACACAACGUUUUGCAUCUACAUCAACAACAACACAAGUUGCAUCAGGAUCAACCAUAAUCAAUAACAAUAAAAGAGGAUUAAAAGACUUUUUUGAACAUACAUAUCCAAUUGGAACAUAUCCAUUAGCAGGUCGUUCAUGGGCUGCUUCUGAUCUUCGUGGUAAAUCUUUCAAUGAUUUACAUGAACUUUGGUUCGAAUUAUUAAAAGAAAGAAAUAAGCUUUUAACUGAAAAAGAAAUAACUAAAAAUAAUCAACUUCAAAAUCCACAACGUGUUACAAAGGUUAGAAAAUCAAUGGCAGCAAUUAAAGUAGUUUUAGGUGAAAGAGAUCAAUUAAGCAAAAGUUUAUAUUUAUUAGCAAAAGCAAGUCAAGAUGGAAAUCACAAAAAAGUUAAAGAAUUAAAAGAAAAUAUUAAAAGAUUAAAUAAACUUGUUGGUGCUGUUUCUCUUAAACCAGGUUUAAAAGAACUUGAAAGUUUACAAGAUACCAUCAAAGUAGAUGAAACUUUAGAAAAGAAUAUAGAUUUAUUAUUAAAACAAAACUAA